CAUAUCAACAACCCUACAUUCCGCAGGCAUGAAAAAUCUAAAAGUUAAAGUAAUUUGUUUAUAAUAAAAGUGCCCAGACACCAUUCGCAUAAAAAUUUGGCUGCAGUUCAACGAUUUGGCAAACUGUGCUGCGACGAAGAAAUUGAAAGCAGCAACCACACAAAUAACAGCCAGCAGCAGUCCCAGUCCACUCCCAAGUUAGCCUGCAAUGUGCAGCUGCAGUGUAAGUGUACGAAAUGUCCCGGCUCGCUGAUUACUUUGUAAUUGUUGGCUACGAUAACGACAAAGAAAAGACUGUCGGUAAUGUCAGCGGUCAACCAAUAUGCGGCAAAAUUGUGCAACGUUUUCCCGAGAAAGAUUGGCCCGACACGCCCUUCAUCGAGGGCAUCGAAUGGUUCUGUCAGCCACUCGGCUGGAGUUUAUCGUACGAGAAACAAGAACCGAAAUUUUUCAUCUCUGUGCUAACGGACAUCGAUGCGAACAAGCAUUAUUGUGCCUGUCUUAGUUUUCAUGAAACCCUGGCCAUAACACAGACGCGCAGCGUGGACGAUGAAGAUGAGACCAUAGGUAACACCAGUAGAGGGCUUCCGGCUCCGGCAGCCGUGGAGCCUAUAACCCAUCACAGCAUCAUGUAUGCACCAAAAUGUUUGGUGCUCAUAUCCCGCUUGGAUUGUGCAGAUACUUUUAAGAACUGUCUUGGCACAAUCUAUACGGUUUACAUUGAAAACUUGCCAUAUGCAAUGGAGAAUCUGAUUGGCAAUAUACUCGGCUGCAUACAGGUUCCACCAGCGGGCGGACCACAAGUGCGCUUCUCGAUUGGCGCCGGUGACAAGCAAUCGUUGCAGCCGCCGCAGAGCUCCUCGCUGCCAAUAACUGGAAGCGGUGUUAACUUUUUGUUCAAACAGCUGGGCAUUAAGAAUGUGUUGAUUUUGCUGUGUGCCGUGAUGACUGAAAACAAAAUACUCUUUCACUCCAAGUGCUACUGGCACUUGACGGACAGCUGCAGGGCGUUGGUUGCGCUUAUGUAUCCAUUUCGAUAUACGCACGUUUAUAUACCAAUACUCCCAGCGCCGCUCACUGAGGUGCUUUCAACGCCGACGCCAUUUAUAAUGGGUAUACACAGUUCACUGCAAACGGAAAUUACAGACUUGCUGGAUGUGAUUGUUGUGGACUUGGAUGGUGGCUUAGUUACCAUACCGGAUGCUCUAACACCACCCGUGCCCAUUUUUCCAUCACCCCUGUGGGAGCAAACUCAGGAGCUUCUAAGCAUGAUAUUGUUUCCCAAUUUGUCGCAAGCAGAUCAUGCAUUUCCCAACCACGAGCGCCCAUCGUCCAUUCUUGCCAAGACGGAGGCACAAAUUGACAAGGAGCUGCGAGCAAUAUUCAUGCGUCUGUUCGCACAAUUGCUUCAAGGCUAUCGCUCAUGCCUGACCAUCAUUCGCAUUCAUCCCAAGACAGUCAUAACAUUUCACAAGGCUGGAUUCCUAGGUGCUCGUGAUCUCAUCGAGAGCGAGUUUCUGUUUCGAGUUUUGGACAGCAUGUUCUUUACAACGUUUGUUAACGAGCGUGGGCCGCCAUGGCGUGCAUCUGAUGCCUGGGAUGAAUUAUACAGCUCCAUGAAUGAGUUGCUUAAAUCGGAAGCGCAGAAUCGGAAUCUCGUCCUCACACAUAUCCAGGAGCUGGGCCGCACUCUAUACGAGAACGAAUCAUCUAAUGCGCACGUCACGUACGCUCAGAAAGUCCUACGGCCACCAGAGGGUGCUUUUCAGCGGAUCCAUCAACCCUCUUUUCCGCGCAUUAGCACUGAUAAAGUUGAGCUUAUCAUACAGGAUGGCAUCCGCAAGAAUGGGCAGUCGCAACGUUUUCAUGUCACACGCAAUCAGCAUCGUAUCAUACCCAUGGGACCAAGGCUACCUGAGGCGCUGGACGUUCGUCCCACAACGGUACACAACUCCGCCAGACGACUGGAAGUAUUACGCACCUGUGUGUCUUAUAUAUUUGAGAAUCGGAUUGCUGAUGCCCGAAAGCUGCUGCCUGCAGUGAUGCGAACUCUGAAGCAUCGAGAUGCCCGACUCAUUCUGUGUCGUGAACUUUUUGGCUAUGUCCAUGGCAACAAAGCUGUGCUUGAUCAUCAACAGUUUGAUCUGGUGGUGCGCUUUAUGAACAAGGCUCUUCAGAACUCGUCCGGAGUAGAUGAAUACACGGUAGCGGCAGCGUUAUUACCUAUGUCGACAAUAUUCUGCAGAAAACUGUCGAUGGGCGUGGUGCAGUUUGCCUAUACGGAGAUACAGGAUCAUGUUAUAUGGAAAAAUUUACAGUUCUGGGAGUCGACAUUCUUCCAGGAUGUUCAAGCUCAAAUUAAGGCGCUCUAUUUGCUGCAGCGUCGCCAAAACGAACACAACAAGGAGGCCAAUUGUGUGCUGGAUGAAGUGCCACUGGAGGAGCCAACAGCAUUAGAAAUCACUGCCGAGCAGUUGCGCAAGAGUCCAACCAUUGAGGAGGAGAAAAAGGCUGAGCUGGCCAAAUCGGAGGAGUCCACGCUCUAUAGCCAGGCUAUACAUUUUGCCAAUCGCAUGGUCUCCCUACUGAUACCGUUGGACGUCAAUGUGGAUGCGGCCAGCAAGCCCAAAUUGGCGUUUCGCCUUGAGGAGAAUCAGAGUGUUUCCAAUAGUAUUAUGGGCUCGCACAGCCUUAGUGAACAUUCUGAUGAGGGCUUUGAGGAAAACGAUGCUUUGGAGAUUGGCGUUACUGUGGGCAAGACAAUUUCUCGCUUCAUUGAUUGCGUUUGCACCGAGGGCGGCGUUACUUCGGAGCACAUUCGCAAUCUGCACGACAUGGUACCGGGCGUGGUACAUAUGCACAUCGAGUCGCUGGAACCAGUUUACCAGGAGGCCAAACGGCAUCCGCAUGUGCAAAAGCCCAAGAUUCAAACACCUUGCUUGCUGCCAGGCGAAGAGCUUGCAACAGAUCAUUUGCGUUGCUUCCUAAUGCCGGACGGACGUGAAGAUGACACCCAGUGUUUGAUACCAGCCGAAGGUGCUUUGUUUUUAACCAACUAUCGAAUCGUUUUUAAGGGUUCGCCCUGUGAUCCGCUCUUCUGUGAGCAAACGAUAGUUCGAGCCUUUCCUAUUGCAUCUCUGCUGAAGGAGAAGAAAAUCUCAAUGCUGUACCUGGCCCAUUUGGAUCAGACACUACCGGAGGGUUUGCAGCUGCGUUCCAGCUGCUUUCAGUUGCUCAAGAUUGCCUUUGACACGGAGGUUACGCUAGAACAAAUCGAAACAUUUCGUAAAACUCUGAGUAAAGCGCGACAUCCAUUCGAUGAAUUCGACUAUUUCGCUUUUCAGUCGUACGGCACCAUGCUGCAAGGGGUAGUACCGUUGAAGACCAAGGAAAAGUACUCCACGAUUAAGGGCUUUGCAAAGAAGACGCUGCUCCGCACCGCCAAGAAGGCCGGCUUCAAGCAGAAGGCGCAGACGAAACGCAAAUUAAUGCCAGAAUACGAACUGGGUAGCGGUGGAGGCAGCGCCGAUGCAUUGGAAACCCACUCGCUUGACGAUGAACUCGAGGAUGCUGACGAGUUUGAGAUACAACAGAACGAAGCUCUGCCACGCCUGUUGACGAGCAAGGAUAUCGAAAGGAUGCGUGAACGCAGCUAUGUGCGUGAUUGGAAGCGUCUCGGUUUCGAUGCGGAUGGACAACGCGGUUUUCGCAUCAGCAAUGCUAACGCAAAUUAUGUAACCUGCCGCACCUAUCCGGCCAUCAUUGUGGCGCCCGUGCAGUGCAGCGAUGCGGCCAUGACGCAUCUUGGGCGCUACUUCAAGGGACAGCGCAUACCGUUGCCCACUUGGCGACAUGCCAACGGUUCUCUGCUGAUACGUGGGGGCCAGCCAAAUAGCAAGUCGGUUAUUGGCAUGAUAAAGAACACAACGGGAGCAAAUACCAUAUCGCAUCAUGAUAUCACUCACUAUCCGGAGCAGGACAAGUAUUUUAUGGCGCUAAUCAAUACAAUGCCCAAACUAACACCCCUGGAUCAAUACACGGGAAUGAAUCUCUCGAUGAGCUCGCUGCUCGGCCAUGGAGCUGUGGGUGAGGAUCAUCAAUCGUUAACGCCAGAACUGAUGCGUAAGCAAAGGUCCAAUCUGAAUGUUCCGGAUGGCACCAAAUCAGGCGCUGCUGGCAACAAAGGUGGCACCAUGAAGGGCAAUGUCAGCAAUGCAUCCGUGCAUGCCUUCCGCAAGAUGCGACUUUAUGCGUUGGGUGAGAAAUCGCAGGCCAAAUCGAAUUUGAAUGGAGACUUCUGUGCGGACUUUAUACCCGUGGACUAUCCGGACAUUAGGCAAUCCCGUUCAGCAUUUAAGAAACUUAUGCGUGCCUGCAUGCCAUCUCAUAAUGCAAAUGAUGCGGAUGGUCAGAGCUUUGCCAAAAUGGUGGAGCAAUCCGAUUGGUUGCAGCAAAUCUCAACUCUUUUGCAGUUAUCGGGAGCUGUUGUCGACCUGAUCGAUUUGCAGGAGAGCAGCGUUAUGCUAUCAUUGGAGGAUGGUUCCGAUGUGACCGCUCAACUAUCAGCGAUUGCCCAGCUCUGCCUGGAUCCCUAUUAUCGUACACUGGAUGGCUUCCGCGUGCUCAUUGAGAAGGAGUGGCUGGCAUUUGGUCAUCGAUUUGCCCAUCGCAGCAAUCUGAAGCCGUCGCAUGCCAGCACGAAUAUUGCGUUUGCGCCCACAUUUCUGCAGUUCCUGGAUGUCGUUUAUCAGCUGCAGCGACAGUUUCCAGUUGCAUUUGAAUUCAAUGAUUUCUAUUUGCGUUUCCUGGCCUACCAUUUGGUAUCCUGUCGCUUUCGCACGUUCCUAUUCGAUUGCGAGCUGGAACGCUAUGACUCUGGGGUUGCGUCCAUGGAGGAUAAGCGUGGCUCUCUGAGUACCAAGCACUUGUUUGGAGGUGGAGGCGUUGCCAAUGGAUCCGAUGAUGAGUGCAAUGUUUAUCCGCUGGAUAUACGCAGUCCGCGAACGCCCACCCAGCUGAAUCGCAUUGGCCAUUCCAUUUUUGACUACAUUGAGCGGCAGCACAACAAGUCACCGAUUUUCUACAAUUUUCUGUAUUCCUCCGACAAGGAGGUGGUGCUGCGUCCGCAGAAUAGCGUUGCCGCCUUAGACUUGUGGACCUUUUACACAAACGAGGAGUUAGCACAAGGACCGCCCUACGAUCUGGAGGUGACCAAUGUCGACGACGAAAUCGAUCUUUCCGAAAUUAAGGGCAAGCGUAUGGUUAUCAGUGCUGGCUAUGACAACAUUGAGAAGUGUAAUCCCAAUGCAUAUAUUUGUCUGCUUAGUGAAGUUAGGCAGGCGGAAACGGAACGUGGACACUUGCCACAGAAGUGGCAACAGGUGUGGAACAAUCUGGUGGUGCCACCGGUGGAGCCCAUGUCACGCAAAACCUCGCUGAAUAGCAUGCUGGUGCAAACGCAACAACUUAAACGAUCCACACUCGAGAUUAUCAUUAAAGGACGUUUGGCUGGCUAUCAGGAUAAGUUCUUUCAUCCACAUCGCUUUGAGAAGCAUCCAUAUACAACACCCACCAAUUGCAAUCAUUGCACGAAGCUGCUGUGGGGACCCGUUGGCUAUCGUUGCAUGGAUUGUGGCAAUUCCUAUCACGAAAAGUGCACUGAACUUUCAAUGAAGAAUUGCACCAAAUACAAGGCCAUAGAUGGUGCCGUUGGGCCUCCAAAUGUCAAUAUGUCACAGGGUGACACGGCCAGCAUUGCCUCUAGUGCGGCCACCACAGCACGCACUUCCAGUCAUCAUUUUUACAAUCAAUUCAGCAGCAAUGUUGCUGAGAAUCGCACACACGAAGGACAUCUUUAUAAGCGUGGAGCUUUGCUCAAGGGCUGGAAGCAGCGUUGGUUUGUUCUCGACUCAAUUAAGCAUCAGUUGCGCUACUAUGACACCGCCGAAGAUACAGCUCCCAAGGGCUUUAUAGAGUUGGCCGAGGUGCAGUCAGUGACCGCCGCUCAACCCGCGCAAAUUGGUACAAAGGGCGUGGAUGAGAAAGGAUUCUUUGAUCUUAAGACAUCAAAACGAACGUAUAACUUUUACGCGAUGAAUGCAAACCUAGCGCAGGAGUGGACUGAAAAGCUACAGGCCUGUUUGCAGUAGUUCACAACCAGCAGAUGCAGCAACAUAUACCAAUUGUUAUUUAACCUGGCACUCUUCUCUCGUGGCUUCGGCAUAGUCAUUUGUUCUAUGCACUCUUCGCUUUCUGCUCCCCAAUUAAUGCUGAAUGUUUCGUUUUGUCUUAGGAAAAUCCAUUAACGUUAUUCUUAGCAUUUGUCUUUUGUGUAUAUGCGAGAGAGUAUUUAUUUGUAAAAUCGCGUAUUACUCUGGAUCUGUAGCUCUGUGUGUAUUAUUUAUAUCAUAAUCAUUUCUACAUAUAUAAGUUGAUUUAGUGUCAAAAGUUGUUUAUUAACACUCGCAUAAAGCAUAAAUUAUAUGAAUAUUUAGCAACAAUUAACGUAAGCGAUAAAAGC
Messenger RNA from Drosophila innubila, 6520 nucleotides. It is a transcript of the gene Sbf, whose product is annotated as myotubularin-related protein 13. The record is from RefSeq and is a predicted model, not a curated record. The coding region runs from base 237 to 6149 and encodes 1970 amino acids. NCBI's taxonomy places the organism in Eukaryota, Metazoa, Arthropoda, Insecta, Diptera, Drosophilidae. The transcript is spliced from 11 exons.